AGUGACAUUAAGAUCAGUAAUGGAACGACCAGUGUAAGCAGCACUCUACGCAGAGAUGUGGUCUUUCAGAAGAUGCUUGAAUACAUUCUCUCAAGAGUCACUGAAAAGAUGGAUGCAUCAUUGUGUAAGAGAUACCAUUUUUGCCCUAUCAUCUGGCCAUGGCAAAUGUGGAGUGGCAGUGAUCAGGACUAGUGGCCCUGCCAGUCAAAAGGCACUGCAUCUCCUAACCAAGUGGCAGUCAUUGCCUCGUCCACGGCAAGUAAAACUUGCAUCAAUUUUGUGUCCGAUAUCUGGAGAGCUGUUGGACAGAGGACUGGUAGUAUGGUUUGCAGGUCCACAUAGCUUCACAGGAGAAGACUGCUGUGAAUACCAUGUGCAUGGUGGACCAGCUGUGGUCAGUGGUGUACUUCAGGCUUUGGGAUCUCUGCAAAUGCUCCGUCCAGCAGAACCAGGUGAAUUCACCAAAAGAGCUUUUCAAAAUGGAAAACUGGAACUGACUGAGGUGGAGGGUCUUGGGGAUCUCAUUCAUGCAGAGACUGAGGUUCAGAGAAGGCAGGCCUUGCGUCAGAUGUCUGGAGAGCUUGGACAACUAUACCAGAGAUGGAGCCAACAAUUAAUCAGGGCUCUUGCUCACAUUGAGGCUUUCAUAGAUUUUAGUGAGGAUGAUAACGUGGAGGAAGGUGUUCUAGUAGCAGUUGAUGAAGUGGUUGAAAAGCUCCGGAAGGAACUGGAGGAGCAUCUUGAGGACAACCGGCGAGGAGAGAGGCUAAGAGAUGGGGUCCAAGUUGUCCUCACAGGAGCUACUAAUGCAGGAAAAAGCAGCCUACUCAAUGUAAUAAGUCAGAAACCAACUGCCAUAGUUUCCUCCAUCCCUGGCACCACUCGAGAUGUGGUUGAGGCAACCCUAAAUAUCGGAGGAUAUCCUAUUAUCCUGAGUGACACUGCAGGCCUGAGGGAUUCUGAGGAUCCUAUAGAGAGGGAAGGUGUAAGACGGGCCAAGGCAAGGGUGGGGGAAGCAGACAUAGUUGUGGCAGUAAUAGAUGUCAGCAACAGCUUAUUGUCUCAGGAAACACUGCUUGCCCUCCUGAAGAACCUCUGCUCCAGCUUGCAAGGAGAUGGCCCCAGGAGUGUUAUUGUGGCAAUGAACAAAGUAGACCUCCUGAGCCAAGAGAGUAUUAUUACGAUAGAGAAGCUAUGCCAGGAAUGUGAACUACCGCCAGUAUGUCUUCUGUCUUGCCACACAGGAGCAGGAAUCAGCAACUUCUUAAGAAUCCUCAGAGACCACUUGGAAGCAAUUUGUGGCGAUCCUCUUCAGGGAGGCCCUACCAUUACUCAGACUCGCCACAGGCAUCAUCUGACAGCAUGUCUAGAUGCCCUAGGGCGCUACAAUGUGCACAGACAGCAAGAUUUGGUUCUGUCUGCAGAAGAGCUGCGUAUUGCACACAGACAGCUUGGCGCCAUCACAGGGAGGGUGAGCGCCGAGGAGAUUCUGGAUAUUAUAUUUAGUGAUUUCUGCAUUGGAAAGUGAGUCUCUCUGCCUUAUCCUUUAUUUAUGUUGUGCUGUUUUAGGCACACUGCAUCAUAACUUCUAAGACAUUGAGUAUGAAUAAAAAAAAAACUG
Bufo bufo (common toad) is the source of this 1621-nucleotide messenger RNA. It is a transcript of the gene GTPBP3, whose product is annotated as GTP binding protein 3, mitochondrial. Gene Ontology annotation, cellular component: cytoplasm; mitochondrion. Lineage: Eukaryota; Metazoa; Chordata; Amphibia; Anura; Bufonidae. The transcript has 10 exons. Gene Ontology annotation, biological process: tRNA methylation; tRNA wobble uridine modification. Gene Ontology annotation, molecular function: GTPase activity; protein binding; GTP binding. The coding region runs from base 56 to 1528 and encodes 490 amino acids. The record is from RefSeq and is a predicted model, not a curated record.